UUAAUCGUAUCCUGUACCUUCUAGUCUCUUCAAUGAGAACCGCUCUCGUGUGGGUGUAAGGUUUACGGAAGACGUCGACUUGCUCUCGCGAUACUUUGGACAAGCCGUGGGAUUUUAGAAAUCGAGGGUUGUGGCAGAGGGGGGCUAAGGCUGCUUCAUGGAAGCGACGGGAACCAGAUGAACCUCUGUAGCAUCUUUACAGCUGUUCUGUGAGCGCAGGGUGAUUAUUUACAGGUGGAAGUAAAAGGAACUCCUUAAUAUGAGUGAUGACAAACCCUUCCAGUGCACUGCUCCUGGGUGUGGACAGAGAUUCACAAAUGAAGACCAUUUGGCUGUCCACAAACACAAGCAUGAGAUGACACUGAAGUUUGGCCCAGCAAGAAAUGACAAUCUUAUCAUUGCAGACCAAACUCCUACACCCACCCGCUUUUUAAAGAAUUGCGAGGAAGUCGGUCUCUUUAACGAACUCGCAAGUCCUUUCGAUCAUGACUUCAAAAAAUCGGCCGAAGAUGACAUCAAAAAGCUACCCCUGGAUUUGUCACCGCUUGCUACACCAAUUAUACGCAACAAAAUUGAGGAACCCACAGUUAUAGACGCACACAGAGACAGCCCGCUGCCUCAUCCUGAAUCCACUACAAGUGACGAUAAGGACUUAUCUUUGCAGCCAGCCUCACUGCCAACAUCCACUAUAGUCCACCCUGCAUCCCUCCAAGUUCCCAAUGUACUUCUAGCAACCACAGAGGCUAGUGUUGUAAUACAGCCAGCUCUCCCAUCGCCAACAUCUAGCUCUGUUAUUACUCAAGUCCCCUCCACUAAUAGGCCUAUAGUCCCGGUGACUGGUACCUUCCCUGUGCUCUUACAGUUGCCUAAUGGCCAGACCAUGCCAGUUGCAAUACCUGCAUCAAUUACAAGCUCAAGUGUACAUAUCCCAACUACAAUCCCACUUGUCAGACCUGUCACCGUAGUGCCUGCCGUCCCUGGAAUCCCUGGACCUCCCUCGCCACAGCCUCAGCCCGUCCAAUCAGAAGCAAAGCUGAAACUGAAAGUCACAUUAAGCCAGCAGCUUCCUCAGGUAACCAAUGGAGAUGGAGGCGAGGUCCAGAGCAGUGCAGUAACCCACACUGUUAAUCCCGCUUCCCCUGCUCCGACCCCGACUCCAGUCCCGACUCCAACCCGGGCGCCGGCUGCGAUCCUAACUCCGGCUCCCCAACUGCCUACAACUGAGGAAGCCUCCACACAUUCCCUUCAGCAGCCAGCCACCUCCACCACAGAAACACCUGCUUCCCCUGCUCCCCCUGUGCCAAACCCUCCAACCACCGGGGGCCGGCGGCGCAGAACCACAAGCGAAGACCCCGAUGAGAAGAGACGCAAAUUCCUCGAGCGCAACCGGGCCGCAGCGUCUCGCUGUCGGCAGAAGAGGAAAGUGUGGGUCCAGUCUCUGGAAAAGAAGGCCGAGGACCUGGGCUCCAUGAAUACACAACUACAGAAUGAAGUCACCCUGCUGAGAAACGAAGUGGCUCAGCUGAAGCAGCUUCUUCUGGCUCAUAAAGAUUGCCCUGUAACCGUCAUGCAGAAGAAGUCUGGCUAUCACAUCUCCGACAAAGAUGAAAGCUGCGAGGAGAUGUCCGUCCCCAGCAGCCCGCAGAAUGAGGCCAUCCAGCACAGCUCCGUCAGCACCUCCAACGGGGUCAGCAGCUCCUCCUCCUCAACGACCCCGGCGGUCUCAGCCCCACCCAGCGCCGCUUCGGCCACAUCCAAGCAGAGCACAGAGGAGAGCCAGCCGCGGAGGGCCAGCACCCGUUCCCAGCCUUCAGGGAGCUGAUCACCCCAAACUGCUCCAGAGCAUCCCACACUGGAGUGCUAAUCGCUCUCAAACCUUUUUGUGACAGAGGAAAGGGGUUCUCUCUCAGCUUCAGUUGUGGACCAUACACUUUAAUUUAUUCUUGAUUGUUUGGGUAAAUGUUUAACUUUUGUACUUGAUAGUCUAUGCUUUUAAAGAUGCAAUGUUUUCACAAAAGAAAAGCACUUUAGGUGUAACUUGUAAAAAAAAAAAUGUUGCUUUUAAUUGUUUUCAUAUGUU
This is a messenger RNA of Poecilia reticulata (guppy), 2080 nucleotides long. The record is from RefSeq and is a predicted model, not a curated record. Lineage: Eukaryota; Metazoa; Chordata; Actinopteri; Cyprinodontiformes; Poeciliidae.